UUCUCCUUUUCGCUGCCAUCUUGGUGUGUGGUUGACUGUUCCUCGCCAUGUCUUCUCACAAGACUUUCAGAAUCAAGAGAUUCCUGGCCAAGAAACAAAAGCAGAAUCGUCCCAUUCCCCAGUGGAUUCAGAUGAAAACUGGUAAUAAAAUCAGGUACAACUCCAAGAGGCGUCACUGGAGAAGAACCAAGCUGGGUCUGUAAGGCAUCACACUUCAUGAGAUGGCACCCAUAUUCAAGCUGCAUGAAGAUCACGUUCCUAUCCUUUUUCUUUUCCCCCACAUGUUCCUGUUUUCACUCUGUUAACAUCCCUCCUACCUGGCCAAUAGAUAUGUUUUACCAGGGAAAUUAUUUUUCUCUGUUACUAUGCCUUUACCCCAGUAAGUUGGUUCAGUAAUAAAUGUGAGACUUUCAGCUGAA
Messenger RNA from Ailuropoda melanoleuca (giant panda), 419 nucleotides. Its product is annotated as 60S ribosomal protein L39-like. Bases 48 to 203 code for a protein of 51 amino acids. Lineage: Eukaryota; Metazoa; Chordata; Mammalia; Carnivora; Ursidae. The record is from RefSeq and is a predicted model, not a curated record. The transcript has a single exon. Gene Ontology annotation, biological process: translation. Gene Ontology annotation, cellular component: ribosome; cytosolic large ribosomal subunit. Gene Ontology annotation, molecular function: structural constituent of ribosome.